Arabidopsis thaliana (thale cress) is the source of this 1304-nucleotide messenger RNA. RefSeq names its product RAC-like 10 (gene RAC10). Gene Ontology annotation, cellular component: membrane; cytoplasm; plasma membrane. Bases 292 to 867 code for a protein of 191 amino acids. Gene Ontology annotation, molecular function: GTP binding; GTPase activity; G protein activity. The transcript is spliced from 7 exons. The record is from RefSeq and is marked reviewed. Gene Ontology annotation, biological process: negative regulation of abscisic acid-activated signaling pathway. NCBI's taxonomy places the organism in Eukaryota, Viridiplantae, Streptophyta, Magnoliopsida, Brassicales, Brassicaceae.
CUCUUUCUCUAUCUUCAAGUUCAAACCAAAAACAAGCCACCAAAUACCAAUAAACAAUUUCGUUUAUCUAAUUGGAAAUAUUGAAAAAACAAACAGAAAAAAGUAAAAAAGGAACAGAAAAAAAAGCCAUAAAUUUAUGCAACAAACCCUACCUUCUUCUAUGCUCUAAAGAGGGUUUAUUUAUCUUUUACUCCUCUUUUUAAGUAAUCUCACUUCAUUUAUCUCUCUCUCUCUCUCUAUUUCUUUUGCUUCCUUUUGGUAUUUGCUUUGUAUGUUUGUUUUGAGAUCAAAAUGGCUUCAAGUGCUUCAAAGUUCAUCAAGUGUGUGACUGUUGGUGAUGGUGCUGUUGGUAAAACCUGUAUGCUCAUCUGCUACACCAGCAAUAAAUUCCCCACUGACUACAUACCAACAGUUUUUGACAACUUUAGUGCAAAUGUUGUUGUUGAAGGCACCACUGUCAAUUUGGGGCUUUGGGACACUGCUGGGCAAGAAGACUAUAACAGAUUAAGGCCUUUAAGUUACAGGGGAGCAGAUGUUUUCGUCUUGUCUUUCUCAUUAGUCAGCCGAGCUAGCUACGAGAAUGUUUUUAAAAAGUGGAUCCCUGAACUCCAACACUUUGCUCCAGGAGUUCCCCUUGUCCUUGUUGGUACCAAAUUAGAUCUUCGUGAAGAUAAGCAUUAUUUGGCUGAUCAUCCUGGACUAUCCCCUGUAACUACUGCACAGGGAGAGGAGUUGCGUAAGCUAAUUGGUGCGACGUAUUACAUUGAGUGUAGUUCAAAAACUCAACAGGUAUAUGAGGCAGCUUCUUUAUGUUACUCUUUUCUUCGGAUUAACAAAGCGAUGAAGUUUAUAUAUUGCAGAAUGUGAAAGCAGUUUUUGAUUCUGCGAUAAAGGAAGUGAUCAAACCUCUGGUUAAACAAAAGGAGAAGACUAAGAAGAAGAAGAAGCAAAAGUCGAAUCACGGCUGUUUAUCAAAUGUUCUGUGUGGGAGGAUAGUGACUCGGCAUUGAUGACGAUGACCCAACUCAGUCUGAUGAUUUUAAACUCCACUUUUGAGAUUGUGUGAUAAACGAGAGACUUUAUAUUAUAUAGAUUGAAUCAUGUAAGAGAUUAUUAGCCUCUAAUCAAUCAAUAGUUACCUUGAAGAGAGAAAGAGGGGGAGGUAGAGAGCUUAUUAUUAAUUCAAUUGUGUUUAUUUGUUUCAAACCUGUUAUUGCAAUAUAUUAGCCAUUUUGAUACAACAGAGAAGCUCUCUCUUCCUUCGCUUAACCCUGUGAAGACAAGCAGUUAUUGUCCUACAUUAG